Messenger RNA from Rhagoletis pomonella (apple maggot), 4741 nucleotides. RefSeq names its product Y+L amino acid transporter 2-like. The record is from RefSeq and is a predicted model, not a curated record. Gene Ontology annotation, biological process: amino acid transmembrane transport. The transcript has 4 exons. Gene Ontology annotation, molecular function: L-amino acid transmembrane transporter activity. The coding region runs from base 1841 to 3358 and encodes 505 amino acids. NCBI's taxonomy places the organism in Eukaryota, Metazoa, Arthropoda, Insecta, Diptera, Tephritidae. Gene Ontology annotation, cellular component: membrane.
UUGCAAAAACAUCGACGAAAUAGAAACUUCUUUAAAGGAAACAAACUCCAGAUUACGUCUGCGUGACUCCUGCAUGACUUUACAGCUCACUUUAAGUUAGUUUGUCAUAGCUAAUUAAAAGUCAGCUAUUCAUCGAAAUCCUCCAAAAAAGCUAACUGCAAGUUGGUUAUUUUUUAUCAAUUGAUCAUUUUUUCUGCAGGGUAUGUUUAUCUACUCAGACAGAUCGGGUGUGUUGUGUUUUGUAUGCUGAAGUUUGGCGCUGGUGCUGCCGUUUUGCUACACAUUCACCACAUUCUGCUUGGUGUAUCGUCGUCCACCAACCUUUGGCUGGCAGACAAAGUAUUUAGCUGCUCGAAACAACCGGCCAGCUGUGCAUAUAAGCAUUGCUUGCUUGGUAGACAACAGAAUGUUUUUCCAGUUUUCUUUUAGUAUGAAUUGAGCGCGCAAAUUGUAUGGACGUGAAAACUGUGGCAGCGAAGUCAAAGUCAAAGUCAGAGGCGAUUUUCUUUUCUCAUUAGGCGUGCUAAGACAAUGAUUGAUAUGGAAUAGUUUAACAAGAGCAGAAUAUUUUGCAUUGGAACUUUUUUUUGUGGAAAGAAUUGUUGGACGAACUUUUGGAAAAUUUAUAUCUACAUAAUUUUCUAUGCAAAAAUAAUAUUUAAUGCUAAAAGAAUAUAAGAAAAUGUUCGCAGAUUUGCAAACCGGUGUUUAAAUAGACUUUUGACUUAAGCUUUGAACUAAAAAGCAGCGCGACCACGUGUACACUCAAGCAUGAGCUGAAGUAAGAGAAUUUGAGUGAAGUUAACGCAAAAUAAAAGUGACGAAAAAAUAAAAUAAAGUUUUGCGGCGCUAAAAAAGCAAAGCUUCUUGCAAAAGCAUGUGCACGUUGAACUAGAAUUUUUUUGUAGAAUAAAAUAUAAAAAUUAUAUAAAAAUAAAAAUACAAAAAAAAAACAAAUAACCGCAAGAAUUCCAGCAACAAAAGGCUCAUUUGCGCUAUAUGUACAUACUUAGGUAUAUGUAUGCAAAACGCGCCUUAAAAAUAUUCUUUUUUUGUUUUUGUACCUACUUUAAAUACAUUUGUUUUUGUAACGUUGCUGACAAUUCCGCUCAUCGUAUUCAAGAGCGCGCCAGUGAAACUAGUAAAUAACAGCUUUCGUUAUUCAAAAUGCAAAUUUCGUCAACGUUGGCAAACUGAUAACGCACUGGGGUGUGUGCGUACGCGAGUAAAUGCGCCACGCUGCCUCAACCCAGCAGUUAAUGUGAAGCGGGAAUAGUAGUAGUGAAUUUAAAUGACACAUGCGAAAAAACAAACUAUCUGAAAAUAAACGAACAAAUAAAAUACCAAAAGAACUAGCAAAGCUAAGAAGCAAAAGAAAAAAUUGCUAUUUAACGGCCAUAAACAAGGCAAACAGGGGGCACAAGCGUCAGCGUGAGCGUGAAAAAGAGUGCUUAUGUGUAUACAACUCGCGCGGCUGAUGCAAUACACCGCUGUGAUUGCUAACAACAAACACGGAGAUUAGUGAAACUAUAUAAAAACAUAAUUAGAAAGUAAACCAAAAUCUUCAAACCCCCAAAGAAAAGAAGCAAACAGCAUUCCUGCGCAUGCGUACAAUCUUCCUUUUUUACACCCUUAAGAGCUUAAGCACCUUCGAAACCGAAAAAUCUAACUCAAAUCCUAUACAAAACAACCCUUAUUCCCAGCUCAUACCUUGAGCAGCAACGCUCAACGAACAUCACACAUCCUACAUUUUCCAAUUUUCUUGCCUCUAAUUGAGUUAGCAGGCAGCACAAUCGGAAGUCUCACACAAAACACGCUCACAAACUCUCAACACAACACAAUGGCUCGCAUACAGCCUGGUGAUAAUGUAACUCCGCGCCCCCUCUUCGAUACACCCGUCAAUUCGAUUGCGGAUGUGGGCGCACAACAUAAUCUCUCAACAGAUAGUUCCAGUCAAGGUUCAGGUGUAAAGCUUAAAAAACAAAUUGGCCUGCUUGAUGGUGUGGCAAUUAUUGUGGGCGUCAUUGUUGGCGCCGGUAUUUUCGUCAGUCCCAAAGGUGUGCUGCUCUACUCAGGUUCGAUUGGUCAAUCGUUGAUCGUUUGGAUUUUAUGCGGCGCAUUGAGUAUGGUUGGCGCGCUUUGCUAUGCAGAAUUGGGUACAAUGAUCCCCAAAUCUGGCGGCGAUUAUGCUUACAUCGGCACAGCGUUUGGUCCACUGCCCGCUUUCUUAUAUCUCUGGGUAGCGCUGCUUGUACUCGUACCAACUGGAAAUGCCAUAACAGCGCUCACAUUCGCACAAUAUUUGCUGCAACCAUUUUGGCCGUCAUGCGAUGCGCCCAUAGCGGCGGUACAACUGUUGGCAGCCGUGAUGACAUGUAUUCUGACAGUCAUCAAUUGCUACAACGUACGUUGGGUGACGCGUGUCACCGACAUCUUUACCGGCACCAAGGUAUUCGCAUUGCUUGUGAUAGUCGCUGCUGGCGCAUGGUAUCUCUUCGCCGGCCACACAGAUCAGUGGGAUGAACCAAUGCGUGGCACCUUCACUGCACCCGGUUUAAUAGCGCUCGCUUUCUACAAUGGUCUCUUCUCGUACUCUGGCUGGAAUUAUUUGAAUUUUGUCACAGAAGAGCUAAAGGAUCCAUACAAGAAUCUGCCACGUGCCAUAUGCAUCUCCAUGCCGGUGGUGACGCUAAUCUAUGUGGUGACAAAUGUUUCCUAUUUUUCGGUGCUCUCGCCAGACGAGAUGUUGUCUUCGGACGCAGUCGCUGUGACUUUUGGCGAUAAAAUGCUCGGCUUCAUGUCCUGGCUCAUGCCGUUCUUUGUCGCCUGCUCGACUUUUGGUUCAUUAAACGGUGCCAUAUUUGCCUCUUCGCGUCUCUUUUUUGUCGGUGCACGAAAUGGUCAUUUGCCUGCGGCGAUUUCACUCAUCAAUGUGAAUUGUUUGACGCCUGUGCCAUCGCUGAUAUUUCUGUGCGUCAUCACCUUAGUGCUGCUGUUCAUCAAGGACGUAUAUUCGCUCAUCAACUAUGUCAGCUAUGUGGAAGCGCUCUUCACGCUACUCUCCGUGUCGGGCUUGCUAUGGUUGCGUUAUAAGCAACCGAAAACAGAACGUCCCAUUCGCGUCAGCCUCGCCCUACCAAUCAUUUAUCUGCUGACGUGUCUCUUUCUUGUGAUCUCAUCCGUUUUCCAGUCACCCAUCGAAGUGGGUGUAGGCACUACCAUUAUACUCUCCGGCAUUCCCAUCUACUACCUAACCAUACAUCGACCAGUGAAAUGGCUGACCGGUCUGUCACAAGCGAUUAAUCUUUGGUGUUCAAAAUUCUUUAUUUGUAUGCCAAACCAAGAAAAGUUCGAUUAGUUUUUAAGCGUUGAGUGAUAGGUUAAGUUAAACUAAGACGAAUUACCGGAAUAAUGACAGUAGCUGUAAUUUACUGUGACAAAGUUUAGGGACAAACGCAUGAAUAAAUUAGUUGUAUUGUAUAUAAGUCGGUAAAGACCUUUUAACGAAAUGGGGUGCCUAGAAAAUCCAAUAUGUGGAAAGAUUUGUGUGCCUUCAAAUCUUCGGUUAUAAAUUAGAAAACGAAAACAAUCGAAUUGCUUUACCUCCCCACCUUAUAAAUGUGAAAAAUACAUACAUAGACACCAUAUAUAUACGAAUGUAUAAAUUCGAAGUGGGAGAGUAGUGAUAACCAUAUAAAGCUAGUUUUGUCCUAACUGAUCUAGAACAGCGAUUCACAGAGCUUUUACGCUGCAUGCGUCUAUGCAAAAUAUAAGAAAGCUUAAAAAAUACCCUACACGUUGCACUUCACCACUAUAUAUAAAGAAGUAACUAUCAGAGAGAGCUUUUAUUCGGAAUUAAACUUUAUAAAACCUAUUCAAAACUUUAAAAACCUUCUCCAGCGAGAUAUGUUUUUAUCGUGAUGACUUAAGUAUUAUAGAAAGUAUAAAAAUAUUUAACAGGUUUCGUCUGCCUUUGAAUUUACCAACCGUCAUCUAGAGCAGUGAUGCUCAAAACAGCGCCCCGGUCGGAAAUCUUCAAAGCUCUCUCUGAGCUUCACUGAUCUAGAGCCACAUAGAGCUUUUAUUCGGCGUCCUUCUACGUAGGAUUAACAGGGAGCUUAAAUAAGACCUGUACGCAUGCUUAUAAAGCAACCAACUGUGAUCUAGUGGCAUGACAGAAAAAACUGGAAAACAAAAACCACAAAAUCACCCCGCCGUCAGAGCUUUUUAAGCUUUCUGUAUAUGUAUUAUAUCAUUUGUGACGAAAAGAUACCCCCAAGUUGAAGCUUUUAAAGCUUUCUAUAGAUUGUAUAUUUAGAAAUGCGCGCAGAGCAAAACCUCUCUAUGAUCGUCACAGUCACCACAAAAAUGUAUAACCCGGGAGAAGCUUUUUAAAAACUUUCUAUAUAUUUAAUAUGGCUCCCUAGUAAAAGCUAUAUCCCAUCGUGACUGAUCGUCACUUGAAAAUACUUUAAAAGCUCGAUGACCUUAAAAUUGUAAACCGAUCUGUAAUAAAUAAAUAAUUCAUAUUUGGUAAAUAUUUUUCACUUUAUUUUUAGUGAUGUGCUGAGUCGAUAUUUUCAAGUAUUGAUCGAAACUCGGUACCGAUUUAAAAAGUACCUUACAGUACAUACUAGACCCACAAGAAAAAAAUGUUGUACAGAGAUUCGUUUUACAAUAUUGGUAACGUUUUUCAUAAUAAAAUUUUUUCGUUUAUUUCUUAUAAAAAUAUAGUUAUAUA